Drosophila albomicans is the source of this 1608-nucleotide messenger RNA. Its product is annotated as probable cytochrome P450 12a5, mitochondrial. Lineage: Eukaryota; Metazoa; Arthropoda; Insecta; Diptera; Drosophilidae. The transcript is spliced from 4 exons. Gene Ontology annotation, molecular function: monooxygenase activity; oxidoreductase activity, acting on paired donors, with incorporation or reduction of molecular oxygen; heme binding. The coding region runs from base 1 to 1608 and encodes 535 amino acids. The record is from RefSeq and is a predicted model, not a curated record.
AUGUUUGUUCAACACGCCAAAUUUCGACCUCUGAUACGAGUCACAGCAAUACAACAGCGGCAACAAACGAGUGCUGCCAGUGUCAAUGUUGCAGAAACAGAGGCAACCGAGUCGAAGCGAGUGGAGUGGGAUGAGGCACGCCCCUAUAAAGCUAUACCCAAGGUGAGCCUGGCGUACUUUGUGGGCAACAUGCUGCCCGGUGGGAAGUACUACAAAAAGGAAUUUGACAGUAUCAUGGGUGAUCUGACAAAGCGCAAAGGCACUCUCUAUAGACUGCCGGGCAUCAUGGGAAAGGAUGAGAUGCUUGUAUCUAACGAUGCGAGUCAUUUCGAGCGCGUUUUCCGCGUUGAAGGACCUUGGCCAGAGCGACAGGGCAGCGCGAUCGUGGAUUAUCACCGCAAUAAGUAUCAAAAGGAUUUCUACCAGGGCGUUGAAGGCCUCAUAGCCACUCAAGCAGAAGUAUGGUCAAAGUUCCGAUCCGCAGUCAAUCCCGUCAUGAUGCAGCCCAAAACAGUGCGUCUAUAUUACCAAAAGAUGUCGAAUGUGAACAAGGAAUUUAUUCAGCGCAUUCGAGAUAUACGCGACAGCACAACCUUUGAGGUUCCCGAUACCUUUGAAGAGGAAAUCAAUCGCUGGACACUGGAAUCAGUUUCUGUGAUUGCUCUGGAUAAGCAAUUGGGUUUGAUCAACACAAAUCGCGAUAAUCCACGCGCCAAGCUGCUCUUCGAGAAUCUGACCGAUUUCUUUGCUCUUGCUGCUGAUAUUGAAAUCAAACCUUCAUUGUGGCGGUAUAUUCCCACACCCGGUUUCAAGAAAAUGAUGAGAAUCCUUGACAAUAUCCAGGAAGUUACUGUCAGCUACGUAAACGAAGCUUUGGAGCGCUUGGAACGCGAGCCAUCCAACAAACCAGAACAUGAGCAGAGUGUACUGGAAAAACUGCUGAAGAUUGACAAAAAGGUGGCCACUGUCAUGGCCAUGGAUAUGCUGAUGGCUGGCGUGGAUACAACCACAACGACCUUCACUGGUGUGCUGCUGUGUCUAGCCCAGAAUCCUGAAAAGCAGGCAAAGCUGCGCGAAGAAGUUCUGCGCGUUUUACCCAAUAAGGAUUCCGAUUUCACUGAAGCUUCCAUGAAGAAUGUGCCCUACUUGAGAGCUUGCAUCAAGGAGGCUCUUCGUUUUUAUCCCUUGACUUCGGGAAAUAUACGAGUGACCAAGUCGGAUGUGAUUAUAGAUGGUUAUCAGAUUCCAAAGGAAACGGCUGUGAUAAUGUCCUUCCUUGGCUUCAAUAAAGAUGACAGUCUAUAUCCCAGGAGCAAGGAAUAUCUGCCCGAACGUUGGCUACGCCAGUCCAAGACAGAAGCUACCGAAGGCAAAUGUCCUGUUGACCUUAAAACCACCAAUCCUUUCUCCUACUUGCCCUUUGGUUUUGGUCCUCGCAUGUGCGUUGGCAAAAGGAUUGUCGAAAUGGAAUUGGAGUUGGGCAUCGCUCGACUUAUUCGCAACUAUAAUGUCGAGUACAAUUACUCCAUGGAGAAGCCGUUCAAGAAUCUGCUCAUUAAUGUACCUUGCAUUCCUCUGAAAUUCAAAUUCACCGAUGUAGAAAACUGA